Raphanus sativus (radish) is the source of this 628-nucleotide messenger RNA. RefSeq lists its product as uncharacterized. Bases 62 to 628 code for a protein of 188 amino acids. NCBI's taxonomy places the organism in Eukaryota, Viridiplantae, Streptophyta, Magnoliopsida, Brassicales, Brassicaceae. The record is from RefSeq and is a predicted model, not a curated record. The transcript has 3 exons.
ACAGACAGAAUUGACUGACUCUCUCUAAGGUCAAAGGAGGGUGUGCGUUCUCCAUCCAUCCAUGAUUUUAUUAUCCCUCACGCCGGUGGUGGUGGUGGUGGAGGCUAGUGCUUCUUCACUCCGGCUACCGCGACCAUAUUCAGUGUUCUCCUAUACUACCACUUGUCGUCGGUUGAGAUCCAUCCCUUUCCCUUCUCUCGAAUGCUCUUGUCUCAAUACCAAUCCCACUUCCGAGUUGGAGGAGGAGAAAGAAGAAGAAGAAAAAGUAGGGUUGUCGGUUUUGGGAUCAGAGAUUCCAUGGGAAGACAAUAACGUAUGGAGCACAUUCGCUCUUUACAUGUUCUGCCUCCAUAUUCCUCUCAGUUUUGGUGGUUUAUCUCUCCUUUCUCGCUUCCUCCACCUCCCUCUUCUCCUUCCUCAGUCCCCAGUGCUAUCACUUGUCCUUCUCCAAAUGCUCGAACUUUCCCUCACCCUCUUCCUUCUGACGAUUACUGCCAAGCCUCAAUUCAAAUCUAUCCACUUUCUUAACGCUGCUAACUCUACCCAAGAAGAAGGGAGAAACUGGUUGGUUGGAUCAGCUUUGGGUUUCGCACCCUUGUGUCUUUUAUCUUCCUCACUUCACUUGUAG